Molecule: messenger RNA, 7816 nt
Organism: Phycodurus eques (leafy seadragon)
Lineage: Eukaryota; Metazoa; Chordata; Actinopteri; Syngnathiformes; Syngnathidae
Product: gamma-aminobutyric acid receptor subunit alpha-3-like
Exons: 11
Coding region: 76-1518 (480 amino acids)
Biological process (GO): gamma-aminobutyric acid signaling pathway; synaptic transmission, GABAergic; regulation of postsynaptic membrane potential
Cellular component (GO): dendrite membrane; synapse; postsynapse
Molecular function (GO): GABA-A receptor activity; benzodiazepine receptor activity; transmitter-gated monoatomic ion channel activity involved in regulation of postsynaptic membrane potential
Source: RefSeq, a predicted model, not a curated record
GGGGAGAGAGAAAAAAAGAAGAAACAGCAGGAAGACGAGCUUUGUUUCCAAGAGGAAUCCUGUGUUUCCAUUGAUAUGGCUGCUCCAUUUCGGAAGCCUGAACCCCUGCGCUUGGCCUUGUGGAUCUUCCUUCUAUGCCUCAGCAUCUUUCCUCAAGCCUGUGCCGUUGUUGGACACAGAGAGCCGCUGCCUGAUGACAGUAAUAAUAUCACAAUUUUCACCCGCAUCUUAGACAGACUGUUGGAUGGAUAUGACAACAGACUCCGUCCUGGGCUGGGAGAGAGUGUGACCGAAGUGACGACGAACAUUUACGUGACAAGUUUUGGCCCAGUGUCAGACACUGACAUGGAGUACACCAUCGAUGUAUUUUUCCGCCAGAGUUGGAGAGACGAGAGACUGAAAUUUGACGGGCCCAUGCAGGUGUUGCCCCUCAACAACCUCCUGGCCAGCAAGAUCUGGACACCUGACACAUUUUUCCACAAUGGAAAGAAGUCCGUUGCCCACAACAUGACAACUCCAAACAAACUUCUGCGACUCGUUGACAACGGCACGCUUCUCUACACUAUGAGGUUGACCAUUCAUGCCGAAUGUCCCAUGCACCUGGAGGAUUUCCCCAUGGAUGCGCACGCCUGUCCCCUGAAAUUUGGAAGCUAUGCAUACACCAACAAUGAGGUGAUUUACCUCUGGACUCAAGAAGACGAGCGCUCGGUUGCUGUGGCAGAGGACGGUUCCAGGCUCAACCAGUAUGACCUACUGGGACACGUUAUUGGCAAAGAAACCAUAAGUUCCAGUACAGGGGAAUAUGUCGUGAUGACAACAUAUUUCCAUUUGAAAAGGAAAAUUGGAUAUUUUGUGAUCCAAACCUACCUUCCCUGCAUCAUGACAGUCAUACUGUCACAGGUGUCCUUCUGGUUAAACAGAGAGUCAGUUCCUGCGCGCACCGUAUUUGGUGUCACCACUGUCCUCACCAUGACGACCCUAAGCAUCAGUGCCCGCAACUCCCUCCCUAAGGUUGCCUACGCCACAGCCAUGGACUGGUUCAUGGCCGUGUGCUAUGCCUUUGUCUUCUCUGCCUUGAUUGAGUUUGCCACAGUCAACUACUUCACCAAGCGCAGCUGGGCGUGGGAUGGGAAAAAAGAGGGCAUGGAAGUCAGGGAACCGUUUCAGGCUAACAUGGCCAGGAUUAACGAUAUGAGAAGAGAAUCGGCAACUCUCUCCAAAAAGGCAAACAACACGUUCAACAUUGUUGGAACAACCUACGCCAUCAACGUAGCCAAAGACCAAGGUUUAACAACCAUUUCUAAGAGUGCUAGUACCGGGGCGUCGGCCAAGCACUCCUACCUUCAUAAAAUGGAUGACCCCUACACAGAAGCUAAGAAGUCUUACAACCGAGUCAGCAAAGUGGACAAGAUAUCACGCAUCAUUUUCCCUGUCCUUUUUUUCAUUUUCAACUUGGGCUACUGGGCCACAUAUGUCAACAGAAAGCCUGCCAUCAUAAAGGCAAACAACCUCAACUGAAUUCGAUCAAAAGUCAGUCUUGAUCUGGUUUUACAAUGAAAGAUAAACAGGUUUUCUGGAGGCCAUUAGCAUCUUGUUGUGUACGUGUGUGUUCGUGCGUGCGUGCGUGCAUACUCUUCGGCGGUACCUUGACUAACGUGUGCCCCAACCUACAUUCAUGGCUUAAGGUCAUGGCUAAAAACACUGGCACCCCAGGGGUACCAAAAUGUUUUUAGCCAUGACUGUGCAAAAAGACACAAAUGCAUUUUUUUCCCCUGAGUGUCUGACAUGAAAUCAGACUAAAAUUUGUCUGUUUUAGGUCAAUUAGGAUUACCAAAAUUUGUUCUAUUUGCUAAAUGCCAGAAUAAUGAGAGAAUGAUUUUUUUUUUUUAGAUAUAACAGACAAUAAAGUCAUGGCAAGAAAACAAAAAGACAUUUCUUUCCUGAGUGUCUGACAUGAAAUCAGACUACAAUUGCAUUGCUUUGGAUCGAUUAAGAUGACCAAAAUUUAAUGAAGUGAGAAAAAAAAUUUAAGCAAUUGUGGCACGUAAUGCCCUCACAUGUGGGUAAGGAGAGCCACAUGUACUUUCAGCUUUUUAUUGAACAGUCAAACACACAAAUACAAAAUGAGAACACUCUCAAUGAGCUGCUGUAGGCCACAACUCGCGUCCAGACGCUCACACGCAGACUGACUCCAGCUCCUGUCGCCACUCACUGGGCCACACCCCAUAAAGGCACACAUUCGAUACACGAAUACUAUAUAAUAAUUACAGUUUAUUUAUUUACAUUGUCUUUUAUUAUGUUUUAUUAUGUUCUGUACAAUACAAUGGUAUUUUUCUUUAUAGAAAACACAGGACCAAAAAAAAAUUGUUUUGGGGGCCUGGAACAGAUUAAUGUGGUUACGGUACCACUGUGUGUGUGUCAUUAGGUGCAAUAGGUAAUCUCAUGAGAGCCAAUAGAAGAACUGCCUUUACAAAGAUAAUAUUGCGCCCGAGCUUGUGGUUAUUCAUGUUGUUGAAUGUUACCGUAGUUUCUAGUGGUCUCAAGCUGCACUGCAUCAAACUUAGAUUGUUUCUAAGAAUUUACCCCACUCGAGUAGCUUAACAAGGUAAUUAAGAUAUUAGAAACGUGUCAGUAAGAAGCAGUGCAAUUUUGCACCACAACAAAGUCUGAGAGCUUCAAUUCAAAUUGACCCAAUUACCUCCAACAAGCAUGAAGGUUUCAAGUCAUUUUUUGAUUGCCAUUUGUCGAUUGCUUGAUUUUCUUACCAAACCCCUUUGAUGCGCCCGAAACCAGAAGUUCUGUCAUAAAUUGAGACAACCAGAGCUACACAAAUCAAUUUUACUCAUCAUGAACUAAUAGAUGUACAUAUGAUUUGUAAUAUUUUCAUUGUCAUUAUUUCACUUUUGUCCUUUUCAAGGUGGCACAGCAGUGACCCUAGCGCCACUGAAUACUAUGAUGAUGCGAUGAAAAAAAAAGUCUCUGCCCAUCAUUUACCACCUUGUACAGUGUCGCAUGUCAUCAUUCUCCAUGAACCAGGAAUUGACCGGCUACCUAUGCAGAAUUAGCAUGCUAACUAAUAUAUGGACACAAAUGUAGUUAUCUUUGUAAAGGCAGAGUUUUUUGAGAUUGUGAAAUGACGUUUCUGUGAGUGUAUAUUGUGUGUGUGUGUGUGUGUGUGUUUGUGUUGUGAUAUUUUGCUCAUCCAUAAAGAUGGAGGGCAAAUGCUCUCAUUACCUUCUAGGGAGUACAUUAUCACAACACCCCCUUUCACACAGCUCGCCAAUUUGUUAUCACUGUUACACCUUGUGUUUCCAACAGAAAGGCAUGACAGAACAAAGGCGGUAGUACCAGCACCAUAUUUACUGUAUGUGUGUGUUCCAUGUAAUCAAGCAAAGCUGCAUAAUGGCAGACCACUUUCUACAGCGAUGUUAUGCAAUCUCUGCAUCAAAGAGGUUGGUGUCGCAUUGCUUUUUGUUCUCCUUUCAUUUUCCAGUAGCUCUGGCCCUGUCUCCUGCUGUGUGUACCCAAGUGUUCCAAUGCCGUAUCUUGACUGCUUGUCAUUUUGUAAAAUAGUGAAACUGUGUUUUCUUUUUCUUUGUUUUGCAAGCAUGUGGUUCAGGUUGUCAUUGUAGCUUACCAGUAAAGACAAGGAUUAAUAACAUGCAUGCACACACACAAAUUAUGCAGGGAUGAAUUAGAAGACACCCAAGAAUCUGUACUAUGGUCGCUUAACUGUGGUCCUGUCGCUGGGGCUGCCGGUAUAGUUCCAUAGGAACAUCCUUAAUAAUCUUCAGUGUCUGGCCUUCAGCUCAAGCUGAAUCUCAUCAGAGCCAACGCAGUAUCAUCUGGAAUUGCUUUUGCAUCCCAUGGGGCAGCCUGUGCAUUUUCAAGUCCAGUGGCUCUAGCUGGCUGACUACGUUUGAUUAAAAAGGAGCCAAGUGCCUUGGUUAACAUACAGACAGCAUAAUGGGAACAGAAAGGUAUUAUUACACAUCUACAGCGCACACAUGCACAAAGUAGCUCCUGUGUGUACAUCACAAGAGCUGGUGCUUUGUGGUAUAUUAUUCAUUCAGAUCAGGAUUAUACAGUAAAUUUUUAUUAUAGUAAUGAAGACAGACCCAGUGGGGAAAACAUAGAUUGGUUGAACAUACUUACACAUUAUUUUCUCAUGGAAGAAAGUUUAUGGACUCUUACUUUCAUAGCGCAUCGGCGGCGGGGCGCAAAUACCGGCGGAUCCUGAUUUUUGUGCAAGCGCAAGGCUCGCUGCACAUGUUUGCCAAUUUGGCAGACCGGUCUGCGGCAAGCUGGGCGUGCCGGCAAAGUGACGGUGUGUCCUUGGAGAUGUGCGCGGCGGCGUGACAAUUUGGUGACAGAAAAAAAAAUUGGGCCUGCUCAGACCAUGUCUACCUGCAGGCGCAGGCUAGACCGCUGGUCUAAUGCGAUUUUGGUGAAUUUGAUCUAGACACAGGUAGACAGAUUCAAGUCAUCAACGGUUAUCACCAGCUCAUUCUGCAUUUAAUGAGGGUACCCGCUCACAUUGUCUGUCGUCAAGUGCAGUGACAAUGCUCCACUCACGCACGGAUUGCUGCGACGACGCAUCAUCCUCUUCCACACAGAGAUGUCUCCGUUGAGGCUGUCAGAUGAGCCUCAUUUAAAGGGAAUGAGAGGAGCCGCUUGGAUUCGCGGCGAAUGAAGUCGGCUGUAGACACACCCACUGUGGCGCAGCCCGCCUACUCUCGGAUCUGCCGGGCUGCGCUGGUCUUCGAAAUCACCAACAUCGUUCUAAACCGCCCCUAGCGCACUGUUGCGCUGUCCGCCGCACCAGAAUUUCACCGGUCAUGAAAACAGAGCGCUAUAUGUUGGUGCGCCCUGUUGCACUUUACUAAUUCUUUAAGGCAUCUUUUUAAAUAGUCUUAAGGAGUAAACUAAAUAAUAAUUGGUAGUUUAUGUUACAGCCUCUCUUAAAGGGGUUUUAUUGUCACAAACCAUGUCCUAUGUACCAGUCAAAAGUUAAUGCAUGACAAUCUGUUCAUGCAUGUCCUCAAAUGCAGCCUCACAAAAUGGGAUAUGCAGUAUUAUGCUCAAGUAGCUCUUAGUGUCCGUGUUCUUGCGGUUCAGCCAAUUCACUCAUCGGUGACCCACUCAUAUCCCCAGAGACACCUUCAUAAAUUAUUAGUGCAUAUUUAUGUGAUGUUCAUUUAUACCGACAAGGUUAUGAAAGUGCUUUUUCCCCUCAUUUGCAAGCAUGCAGAUUUUAUGAGCCUACUUUACCUGCAGCUCAGUAACAAAUAUAAUCAUUCAUGAAGUUCCUUCCUUGGUAAUGUCAUUGAGAGCAUAUUUUAAUAGUGAUUACAGGGUCAGCAUAAAUAUAACAACAUGGAGGAUGCUGCCAAACAAUCGCGAUCAAUAGCUCACUAACGGUAUUACGAAUCAUUUUUGGGCACAUCAUGUUGUGACAGGUGGCAUAGGUCUCAGCAACUCCACUCCUGCAGGGAUUUUAAAUUAUUUGAAUCUGUGGUUAAUUAUGCAUUGUGCUGGAGGACUGAAAUGAACCAUUGCAUCUCUCAGAGCAAGUGUCAAAAGUCACUGUCCUCCAAGUGGAUCACAGAAGCCUUUGAUUUUAUUAUAUUAAGUAGCUUGCCAAAUGACAUGAGUGAGUAGUGAAUUUACAUAUUCAAAAGAUACACCGUCAAAUACAACAGCAUGAAAAUCAUUGCAAACCUCUUUCAUAUCAUGUGAUAGGUAAAGCUACCAAUUUUGUUUUAACCUAUUUAAUUUGGGAGGACAGUUAAAUCAAUUUUCUUAAAUCAAUGAAUGCAAAUAAAUAUAUUUUUAAAUACACAUAAAUAUGAAUCAACUUCUAUUUAAUUAACCGACUUUCUUCAGCCUGCUCAUCGAAUGUUUGUGUUUUAUCCCACUGGCUUGUAAUUUAGGUGAUUUAAGAUGAUCAAUGUUUGAGAAACGCCUGAGAAAUUCUUCAUGCUUCAAACAAUAUCAAAAUUUACCUUAAACUAUAUAUAUAUAUAUAUAUAUAUAUAUAUAUAUAUAUACUUGAAGCUUGUUUAAUGCUGCAACCAAAGAUGCAUUUACAUGCCCACUAAAGAUGCUUAUAAAAAGUAACUUACCACUUAACCACUUGCAGUAGGCCUACAGUUACAAAUGAUUAAAGCUUAAAAUGCCAGUAUGCAUUUGCGAUAUUUUACACAGUAUUAUUUUCGCUGACAUGACGUGGUAAAUCAGGAGACUUGUUUAGUUUGCAACAUUUGUGAUGAAAUUGGAGAGCCGGCAUAACCUCUGGUACAAUUGCAGACUAAUGAGCUCCAAAGCAAAAGUUGUGUCAAACAAUUGGCCUCAACAUAGCUAACAGUUCUGCGUCAUAUGUAGCUUAUCAGAGGGGUCAGUGUUAGAAGUACCUCGCAAAUGGCGUGUGAAUGAAUGCGUACGGUCGUUGAGCUCAAAAACUUCAUAGCAUAUCGCAGCACUCUCCAGAUACUAUGCAAAUAUUCUCCUGGGGAUGACAGCAGAAAGAGGAUGGUGUCAGAACAACCUGAUUAGACACUAAGUUUAUAUUGGUAAUGACAAUACAGUCCAUUUUGAAACAAAUGGAAGAAUAACCUCUUUUGACAUGCAUUGGUAUGUCAAAAUUCAAUAUCAGCAUCUUUGGCAGACUUUUUGAUACAUAUCUUGAAUUAGAUCUCACCAGACUGUGCUGCAGUUUACCUAGGUGUACAUUGAUAUCUAUAUCUGUAUGCAAACCCACAAUUAUUGCCCAAUUUCUCGUCGGUCCAACUUAUUACUUUUGUUUUUUUUCUCAUUCCAGCAUUCCGGAUUAGCUAUUUUUCACCACAAGUAUCUGUGUUGUUCAUCUACUGUAGAGGUGGCAACAACAGCCACUCAACUUUUGCCUUCUACAUAAUAUGCAGUAUACAUUUGUGUUUCUGUCAAGGACACUUAUGUGACCAUGAACAUGUUUUUGCCCGAAGAUUAUAGCAGUGAUUAACAUUCAAAUGCCCAAACAGAUAUGUAACCAUAGCUUGUUUUAAUUUGAGACUCAAUGUUUUUGAUUAACUGGAUUCAACUGAACUGAACUUUUGGGUUUUAUGUGUUUUGUCAGUUAUUUUCCCACAGGGCCAGAGUUAACUACAACGGAACCAUGUCAUCACACCAAGGCAUAACAUAUAAAAAGUAUAUAAAAAUAUAAAUAUAUUUAUGCUAAUCAGUACCGCUUGUGGUUUAUACAACAUAACCUCUAAAAUGUUGAUGCAAUUCUCUUGAUGGGUAGCGCGCCAUAUACAAAUAGUAUAUUAAAUAACAUUAACUGAUAGCUGAGACAAAUGUUACCAAGUUGUGAAUUUGUAGAUAUUGUGGAAUCAAUUCCAAUAGUCUGUGAAUAUGGAUAUGUCGCGUCAUUUAUUUUUCAAUUUGAUACGUAGCGAUGUCUAACAGUCAGCUCUGUAACACUGCGUGUUAUAGUGUUUUAACGGCGUGCCGUAGAUACUGUUCGCGAAUCUACUUACGAGAUCAGUACCUUGUGUGCAGUUUUUUUUUUCCUCUCGAAACUUAACUGUGAAUUAGCAGCCGUUUGCAAGCAGAGUCGUACAUGCUGUGUUCGCUCUCCUGCAAUUCCAGUGCAUGUCUCUACGCAUUGAGCGAUAAAAGACAAGACUCUACAAAGACAGGCCCAGGAACAUACUGUAGUGGACUCUGUAGUGUUGUUGGGAAGUGGCUCUGUCUGUGUUCACUGACUGGACUCUGUAUGUUGACUUCUCUCGUUCAUGUGCUUACUGUAAUGAGAUGUAGCAAAUGGAAAUUGAAA